UUUAUGCGUUUAUCUCCAAAAACAACCAUUGGAUCUAUUGUUGAAAUUGAAAGAUGACUGGGAAGGACGAGUUCGUCUCUUACUCGCCCCUUCCCUCAAACCCUAAUCCCAAUCCUUACGCUUAUCAUUACCCAAAUCCUAGUUCUUACCCCCAAAACGUUGUCGUUCUCCUACCCACCUACCGCCCUCGUUUUCACCGCCGUCGCCGCCGCUGCAUCCUCUACUCCUCCGCACUCUUCCUCUUCAUCCUCUUCGCCGGUGCAGCCUUCCUCCUCUUCCCCUCCGACCCGGAGGUACGCCUCGUCCGGAUCGGGCUGAACCACAUUGGGAUCCGAACCAACCCGAAGCCCAUUCUCGACAUUUCCUUCUCCCUCACGGUCAAAGUUCGCAACCGAGACUUCUUCUCCUUAUCGUACGACACCCUCGCCGUCUCCGUUGGCUACCGCGGCCGCCAAAUAGGGUUUGUCACCGCCCCUGGAACCGGUGGACGCAUCAGGGCGCGCGCCUCCUCCUACGUCGACGCCACGCUCACCGUCGACGGGUUUGAGGUUCUCUACGAUGCGUUCUACCUUAUCGAAGAUAUCGCUAAGGGUGUGAUUCCGUUUGACACUGAGUCGCGAGUUGAAGGGAAGUUGGGGCUUUUCUUCUUCACUGUUCCUUUGAAGGCGACGGUGUCAUGCGAAGUUUAUGUGAAUAUAAACCAGCAGAGAAUUGUGCGUCAAGACUGCUUUCCUGAGGUGAGGAUUUUCAUUUCUCAUAUCUGUCUACCAUUUACAAUUUUGUCUCCAUAUUCAUAGCCCAGGAAUGAUCUUUGUCAUCUAUAGAUAGAAAUUGUUCCGCUGAUCCUGUCCAUAUUUUUUUACUGAAUUGCAUGCUUUAUCUGAUUUAUACUCCAGCAAGUAAUUUUUAGGUUCAAAUGCAAUGCACUUGUCUCUUUUAUACCUUGUGCAACUCGUAGCAAGUAUUUAAGUUCUGUUUGGCUUACUAUCAAACGCUUUGUCUGCUCUUACUACCCUAGAGGGACGGGGUUACAUUAGGCACCUUUAUUUGUCAAGAGAGUUAAAACCCAACUCAAAGUCAGUGUGGAGAAAAAGAGGCAAUAUUGGACAGUCCCUCGUCUGCUUUAUAUUAGAAGCUGCAUAAACUUGGUGGGCACUUUUUAUGUAAUAGAAAUUUGAACUAACCACAGGCUCUAGCUCGUUUGCUUGAACACAACUUAGAAAAGGGCGCGUGGAGUUGUGUGUGUAAUUUUUCUUUGAAUUGUUGCUUGCCUUUCUCCUGUAAGUUUCUGAAAAUUCAAACAAGCGAAAGGUAUCAAAUAAAUGUGUUCACUUCAUAUAUGUGCAUAGCAGCUACAUGUAUUAGCUUAAGACUAGAGAGCACGUCUCUUACAGUCUUGCCGUAGAGAUCUUCUUUAGCUUAGCUGUUGUUUGAGAAACUGCUCAGAUUAAACUUAAAUUAUCAUGUUUUUUUGCCAUAGAAGGCUGCUUCAAUCAUAUAGGCUGUUUUUGAAAGAGAAGUUCAAACCACCAUACAAAGGACGUAGAAAUUACAGUGUUCUCCUAUAUGCAAAACUGUUAUCAUUGAUCGCCUCGCCUCAUUUUCACUUGGAUUCUCAUUUUUUUUUAUAAAUUGCUUGGGUUGCGUUAUAGGACCCUUUUUUAUAAAUUGCUUAUGCUACCAUAUUUCUGCCUUUGUUUAGUUAGUCUUAUUUCACUGGUUAAUCUAUUCGUUUUGUAGCUGCAUGCUUUUAUUAGUGAAACAUUAUCAUAAAGCUAUUCUUUCCUGUGGCUCUGUGCAAUCCUCCUUAGUAUAACACUGGAAACUUCAAAGGAUAUCUGUUUUAUGCCUUUUAAACUGAAAUUGGUAUUUUUGAUUUUUAGAUAGAAUUUGAAUCGGUGUUUGUCAGCCUAGUAGCGUUUUUCUGUUAACCAUUAUCCAUGUUUCUUAAAUCCUGGAGUACUCUACUGGGCGAUUGAGUUUCUAAUAGAAUUUACCCUCGGUACCAAUCAUCAUUAUUUACUGUUUGUUUUUACGCAGUUUCAAAAGUUUAAGGUUGAACUAAAUUAUAGUAUGAGCUUCUCGUUUGGUACUUUCAAUUUUUCAAGUUUUAGUUAUGCAGGCCUUUUGUCUUAUUCCGUCUUGUUUCAUAUUCUUAAAUUCUUGUAAUUAAGCAUAUCUUAAUUUAAUAUAUAGAACUUGCUAAUGCGUUAUUCACUUGCUUCAGUCAUUGGGUGAUCCGCUGGAUCAGAGCGCAGAUAUUGAAGCUGGGUGAUACAUGAUGCGGUAUUAAUCUUUAGCAUCCUUUAUCUAUACUGCUCUGGUGGUGGUGGUGUUCGUAUUCAUUACAUUAUUGUUAGCGUGCCGUAUAAUCUGUACAUGGUUCCACACCCUUGUAAAUAACGAUUAACUAGAAACCACCUGCAUUUUGUAUUCAACCCUCCUAUGAAUUAAUAAUUUAAUGAAAAUGUUACCUGGGAGUUUUUCA
Vigna angularis (adzuki bean) is the source of this 2488-nucleotide messenger RNA. RefSeq lists its product as uncharacterized. The record is from RefSeq and is a predicted model, not a curated record. Bases 54 to 797 code for a protein of 247 amino acids. The transcript has 2 exons. Gene Ontology annotation, cellular component: plasma membrane. Lineage: Eukaryota; Viridiplantae; Streptophyta; Magnoliopsida; Fabales; Fabaceae.